AUGCUGAAGCCGGGCGACCCGAGCGGCUCGGCCUUCCUCAAGGUGGACCCGUCCUACCUGCAGCACUGGCAGCAGCUCUUCCCUCAGGCUCAGCUGAAGGCUCCUCUGGCGCCGCCGCCGCCGCCGCCCGACCGCCUCUCCAUCCCCGUGGACGCCCUGCGCCCGUCCCGCCUGCACAGCCACCUCCUGGCCUCCACGCACUGCACCUCCUCCUCCUCCUCCUCCUCCUCCUCCACGUCCUCAGCAGCGUCCUCCUCUUCCUCGGCGGCGGCCCUCACCCCGUCCUCCUCCAUCUCCAUCUCCGCCUCGGCGGGGCUCUCCCAGCUGCCCGUCCCCCAGCAGAUCGCCCUCUUCGGCCAGGCGCUGGCCCCGGUGUGCUCCGGCCCCGGAGGAGCCCCGGGAGGAGGAGACCUGGUGGUGGUGGUCCCUCCGGAGAGCCAGCAGCAGGGCCACAACCCGGUCCUGCACAAGGAGCAGAGCUGUGGGGGGGUGGGGGUGGUGUCGUCCAGCGUGAAGAGCGGCGGCGGCGGAGGAGGCGGCGGCGAGGACGGCGGCAAGGCGGCGGCGACGAGAUUCAAGCUGACGUCGGAGGAGCUGGACUACUACCUGUACGGACAGCAGAGGAUGGAGAUCAUCCCGCUGAGCAACCACACCGGAGAGCUCAACAACCGAUGCGACAUGUGCGCCGACAACCGGAACGGCGAGUGUCCGAUGCACGGGCCGCUUCACUCCCUCCGCCGCCUCGUUGGAACCAGCAGCUCGGCGGCGCCCGUCACGCUGCCGGACGUCCCUGAUUGGCUGAGAGACCUGCCCCGAGAGGUGUGUCUGUGCACCAGCACCGUUCCUGGUCUGGGUUACGGGAUCUGCGCGGCCCAACGGAUCCCUCAGGGAACCUGGAUCGGCCCGUUUCAGGGAGUUCCUCUGCUGCUGGACAAACUGCAGUCUGGAGCCAUGAGGAACACCAGACACCUGUGGGAGAUCUACGACGCAGAGGGGACGUUACAGCACUUUAUCGACGGUAAUGAUCCCAGCAAGUCCAGCUGGAUGCGCUACAUCCGCUGUGCCAGACACUGCGGCGAGCAGAACAUGAUGGUUGUACAGUACAGGUCCUGCAUCUUCUACAGAGCGUGCAUGGACAUCCCCAGAGGAACCGAGCUGCUCGUCUGGUACAACGACUCCUACACCUCCUUCUUCGGCAUCCCGCUGCAGUGCAUCGCUCAGGACGAGAACCUGAACGUCCCGACCACAGUGAUGGAGGCCAUGACCCGACAGGAGUCCCUCCAGUCCUUCAGCAAAAACGGCAAACCCUCGUCCUCCUCCUCCUCCUCGUCUUCCUCCUCCACCCCCACCGCCACCCUCAUGCGCUCCAUGGUCUUCCCCCACUCCCCCUGCCCCCGGAGCUUCUCCCUGCUGGACAAGGUCGGCGUCGGCGUUCAGUCGGACUCCAGCUUCGGCCAGCUGGGAUCCAAGAACCAGCGGGUCCUGGCGAGCCCGACCUCCACCAGCCAGCUGAGCAGCGAGUUCAGCGACUGGCACCUGUGGAAGUGUGGGCAGUGCUUCAAGACCUUCACCCAGAGAAUCCUGCUGCAGAUGCACGUCUGUCCACAGAACCCCGACAGACCCUACCAGUGUGGCCACUGCUCCCAGUCCUUCUCCCAGCCGUCGGAGCUGAGGAACCACGUGGUGACGCACUCCAGCGACCGACCCUUCAAGUGCGGAUACUGCGGCCGGGCGUUCGCCGGCGCCACCACGCUCAACAACCACAUCCGCACGCACACCGGAGAGAAGCCGUUCAAAUGCGAGCGAUGCGACCGCAGCUUCACACAGGCCACUCAGCUCAGCCGCCACCAGCGACUCCCCAACGAGUGCAAACCGGUGAACGAGAGCAGCGAGUCCAUCGAGGUGGAUUAA
Molecule: messenger RNA, 1911 nt
Organism: Stegastes partitus (bicolor damselfish)
Lineage: Eukaryota; Metazoa; Chordata; Actinopteri; Pomacentridae
Gene: prdm6
Product: PR domain containing 6
Exons: 8
Coding region: 1-1911 (636 amino acids)
Biological process (GO): regulation of gene expression
Cellular component (GO): nucleus
Molecular function (GO): histone methyltransferase activity; protein binding
Source: RefSeq, a predicted model, not a curated record